This is a messenger RNA of Chinchilla lanigera (long-tailed chinchilla), 944 nucleotides long. It is a transcript of the gene Rsph9, whose product is annotated as radial spoke head 9 homolog (Chlamydomonas). Gene Ontology annotation, cellular component: axoneme. The record is from RefSeq and is a predicted model, not a curated record. NCBI's taxonomy places the organism in Eukaryota, Metazoa, Chordata, Mammalia, Rodentia, Chinchillidae. The coding region runs from base 51 to 884 and encodes 277 amino acids. The transcript has 5 exons. Gene Ontology annotation, biological process: motile cilium assembly; axoneme assembly; cilium movement involved in cell motility.
CGCCAUGGAGACGCGUCGGCCCCGCAGCCGGGCGUUGGGGAGCCAAAGCCAUGGACGCCGAGAGCCUGCUGCUGUCGCUGGAGCUGGCGGCCGGCAGCGGGCAGGGCCUCAGCCCCGACCGGCGCGCCGCGCUGCUCACCUCGCUGCUGCUUGUGAAGCGCGACUACCGCUACGACCGCGUUCUCUUCUGGGGCCGCAUCCUCGGGAUUGUGGCCGACUACUACAUCGCGCAGGGCCUGGUUGAGGACCAGCUGGCGCCGCGCAAGACGCUCUACAGCCUGAACUGCAUGGAGUGGAGCCUCCUACCCCCUGCCACCGAGGAGAUGGCUGCACAGGUGGCUGUGGUGAAGGGCCGCUUCAUGGGCGACCCCUCGCAUGAGUACGAGCACACCGAGUUCCAGAAGACGACAGCCGAGGGCGAGAAGACCUUCGAGGAGGAUGUGGUGGUCCACAUCAAGGAAGAGACCCGCCUGGUGUCUGUCAUCGACCAGAUUGACAAGGCCGUGGCCAUCAUCCCCCGAGGCGCGCUCUUCAAGACCCCCUUUGGACCUGUCAAUGUCAACCGGACUUUUGAGGGAUUGCCCUUGUCGGAGGCCAGAAAGCUCAGUUCCUACUUCCACUUCCGGGAGCCUGUGGGCCUGAAGAAUAAGACCCUACUGGAGAAAGCAGACUUGGACCCCUCCCUGGAUUUCCUGGACUCCUUGGAGUACGACAUCCCCAAAGGGUCCUGGAGCAUCCAGAUGGAGCGGGGCAACUCGCUGGUGGUGCUGCGCAGCCUGCUGUGGCCGGGCCUCACCUUCUUCCACAGCCCGCGCACCAGGAACCACGGCUACAUCUAUGUGGGCACCGGCGAGAAGAACAUGGACUUGCCCUUCAUGCUGUAGGAUGGGCCACUCGGGUGUUCUCCGCGUAGCCUAAACAGUAUUUUCCUAAGUUUCUGUGAA